UAAACUGUCUUAAACCAUUCAACCAAACGUCUCCUUAACUUUUUCUCCUGGGUUUAUUGCCGACUAAAAUGAAACGGGGAGCUGAUGGCGGCGUGUUCGUGGAGCUUGAGCUCGGUGACGCAGCGUUGAAUUUCAACCUAGAAAAAGCUGUGUGUAGCCAUGGGCUAUUCAUGAUGGCGCCCAACCACUGGGACCCUCACUCCAAAACCCUCACACCGCCUUAAUCUCCACGAUGACGACCAAACCUCCGUCACGGUUCACGUUUCCCACCCUCCUCACUCGCCCCACGCGCUUCAUCUCCGCGUUUUCGGAAUCCACACCCUCACCCUUCAUCAGCACCAAUCGUUAAUGAGUCAAGUUAGGAGGAUGCUGAGAUUAUCAGAUGAAGAACAUAAGAGGGUGAUUGCGUUCCAUAAUGUGCACGCACAAGCAAAAGGGAGUGGAUUCGGGAGAGUGUUCCGAUCGCCUACCUUGUUUGAGGACAUGGUCAAGUGCAUUCUCCUGUGCAAUUGCCAGUGGCCGAGAACUCUGAGCAUGGCCCAAGCACUAUGCGACCUUCAAGCAGAAUUGCAGCAUCAGUUACCUAGAGCAUCAAAUACUGAAACCGGAAUAAUUUCAAGCUGCCAAUCCAACAAUAUCAAGUCUUUUGCUCCGGAAACACCUUAUGGAAAAGAAUCAAAGAGAAAGCCUCACAAAUGCCUACCGAAAUUAGCAAACAAAUAUGCUAAAAAACUAGGAGAUGAAGAAUCUGAGAUGAAGAUUAGUACAGCUGUAAUAUUGGAAAGUUCAAUCUUCGUGUUGGAGGAGACAGGGGACGACUUCCUUGGGCAAUGUAAUCCUUCCACGACUUCAACUGACGAUUCUCUUCAGAGUACAGAAGUGGCAGAAAAUGACAGCAGCUCCGCGGUUGGGAACUUUCCGAGCCCCAGAGAAUUGUCUAGACUUGACGAGAACUUUUUGGCUAAGCGCUGCGGUCUCGGUUACAGGGCAGGCCGUGUGAUAAAGCUUGCUCAGGGUGUCGUUGAAGGCAGAAUUCAAUUGAGAGAGCUAGAGUGCGAGGGUGGUACGUUGAGCUUGUCUGACUAUGAUAAGUUGGCCGAGAAGCUGAGAUCCAUCGACGGUUUCGGGCCAUUCACAUGUGCUAAUGUUCUGAUGUGCUUGGGCUUCUACCAUGUGAUUCCAACAGAUUCAGAAACUAUGAGGCAUUUGAAACAGGUCCAUGCGAAGAGAUCCUCGGCUCGAACAAUCCAACAAGAUCUUGAAAACAUCUAUGGAAAAUAUGCACCAUUUCAGUUCUUAGCUUUCUGGUCAGAAAUUUGGGAUUUCUAUGAAGAAAGAUUUGGUAAGCUAAGUGAAAUGGGACAUUCUAGCUAUAAACUGAUAACUGCAGCAAAUAUGAGAGGUAAGGCAAGAAAAGGAAAAUGUCAGGUGUCUGUAGCUUGUUAGUGUCAAAUUUCUUUGUCCUACUUAUUUAUUUUUCUAAUUUUCUAGCCAAAUAGUCAAUGUGAAUGUAAACAUGUAAUCAUCCCUUGUUAUAUUCAAGUGUGAUAGUGUAUGUUUUUAUGUUGAA
This is a messenger RNA of Salvia splendens (bonfire salvia), 1570 nucleotides long. RefSeq lists its product as uncharacterized. Lineage: Eukaryota; Viridiplantae; Streptophyta; Magnoliopsida; Lamiales; Lamiaceae. Bases 349 to 1446 code for a protein of 365 amino acids. Gene Ontology annotation, cellular component: nucleus. Gene Ontology annotation, molecular function: 8-oxo-7,8-dihydroguanine DNA N-glycosylase activity. The transcript has 5 exons. The record is from RefSeq and is a predicted model, not a curated record. Gene Ontology annotation, biological process: DNA repair; base-excision repair, AP site formation.